Messenger RNA from Gekko japonicus, 252 nucleotides. Its product is annotated as thymosin beta-4-like. The record is from RefSeq and is a predicted model, not a curated record. Lineage: Eukaryota; Metazoa; Chordata; Lepidosauria; Squamata; Gekkonidae. Bases 34 to 192 code for a protein of 52 amino acids. Gene Ontology annotation, cellular component: cytoplasm. Gene Ontology annotation, biological process: regulation of cell migration; actin filament organization. Gene Ontology annotation, molecular function: actin monomer binding. The transcript has a single exon.
UGCGUGCAAAGCAUCACUGAUUAAUCGACAAAUAUGGCUGACAAACCAGAUGUGGCUGAAAUCAAGAAAUGUUAUAAGUCUAAGUUGAAGGAGACAGAAAGGCAAGAGAAGAGCCCGCUGCCUUCGAAAGAAACAAUUGAGCAGGAGAAGCAAGCGGGUGAAUCGCAACGAAAUCAGCCCUUCCAAAAUUAGGCACUGUACACUCCGCAAGCAGUGCCUUCUUAUUUUACUUCUUUCAGCUCUUUCUACUUG